Molecule: messenger RNA, 744 nt
Organism: Gavia stellata (red-throated loon)
Lineage: Eukaryota; Metazoa; Chordata; Aves; Gaviiformes; Gaviidae
Gene: EMX2
Product: empty spiracles homeobox 2
Exons: 3
Coding region: 1-744 (247 amino acids)
Biological process (GO): neuron differentiation; brain development; central nervous system development
Molecular function (GO): DNA-binding transcription factor activity, RNA polymerase II-specific; DNA binding
Source: RefSeq, a predicted model, not a curated record
AUGUUUCAGCCCACACCCAAGCGGUGUUUCACCAUCGAGUCGCUGGUGGCCAAAGACAGCCCCUUGCCCGCGUCUCGCUCCGAGGAUCCUAUCCGGCCGGCGGCGCUCAGCUAUGCCAAUUCCAGCCCGAUGAACCCUUUUCUCAACAGCUUCCACUCCACUGGCAGGGGGGUCUACUCCAACCCGGACUUGGUCUUUGCAGAGGCCGUCUCCCACCCGCCUAACCCGGCCGUGCCGGUCCAUCCCGUGCCCCCUCCCCACGCCCUGGCCGCCCACCCGCUGCCCGCUUCGCACUCCACGCACCCGCUCUUCGCCUCGCAGCAACGGGACCCCUCCACCUUCUACCCCUGGCUAAUACACCGCUACCGGUAUCUGGGCCACAGGUUCCAAGGGAAUGAAACCAGCCCGGAGAGCUUCCUAUUGCACAACGCACUGGCCAGGAAACCCAAACGGAUCCGUACAGCUUUCUCCCCAUCCCAAUUACUGAGACUGGAACAUGCCUUUGAGAAGAACCAUUAUGUAGUAGGAGCAGAGAGAAAACAGCUGGCACACAGCCUCAGCCUCACGGAAACUCAGGUAAAAGUAUGGUUUCAGAACAGACGGACAAAGUUCAAGCGGCAAAAGUUGGAAGAGGAAGGUUCAGACUCACAACAGAAGAAAAAAGGGACUCAUCACAUUAACCGGUGGAGAAUCGCCACCAAGCAAGCCAGUCCAGAGGAAAUCGACGUCACGUCGGACGAUUAA